UUAGCUGCGGCAAGCUUGACCUGCAGCGAGGACACCAGGAUUUCUCAAUUUCUCCAAAUCCAAGCCCGAGCCCGAGCUCUGAUGGGCCCUGGCACUGCUUCCCGCCACCUGCCUUCUCCUCCAGCUCGCGCCCUGAGUGACCACGGCCCCAGCCUCCGCCCCUCGACGCCGUCUCCAGGGCGCUGGACGCCAGGCGGGCAGCGGGCUCGGGAUGCGGAGAGUGAGCGCGAUUUCAGGGCAAGUUACUGUUUUCAGAAUCCAAGUGAAAUCUAACACUAUAAAACAAUGCCAAGAGCAAACGAAGGAAAGCAAAGAUCUGAAGGGGCACCCUGCCCAUCGUUUUGAUUCUUCAAGUUUCUGAAAACGUAUGAGAAGCACUGUGUGCAGUCUCAGCCAUCCAUGUGUCCAGCUGUCAAAAGGGACCUGAAAAGCAGCAUUGACAGUGACCAGGUGCUCAGGAAGUUUAUGCUUGUAAGACCUGAUGACUCCCCACCAAGAAUCCCACCAGUUUCCCUGGAACCUUUGCUCACAAUUCAAGAUGAGUGUUACACACUGGAGAAAGAGAUCUGCAUCUGUGGCCUUCAACUGAGCGACUCAGAGAUUGCCAGACUUGAAGUGACCCGGCUAUGGGCCCUCUGCACAGGAAACUGUGGGAACUUGGGCUGGGCUCAUGUGUUGACUCCAAUCCAGAUGCUUCCAUCUGAGGAGCUCCUAGUUGCUGAAUCUGCACAGUCCAGUUCUCAGUGGACCUCCAACUCCUAAUCAUAUUUAGGGCUAUGGCCGGGCGAGGUGUAAGUGCUCCAAGGGACAUGGAUGAAUCUGGAGAACGUCAUCCUCAGCAAACUGACACAAGAACAGAAAAUGAAACACCGCAUAUUCUCACUCAUAGGCGGGUGAUGAAAAAUGAGAACACAUGGACACAGAAAGGGGAGUACUAAACACUGGGGUCUA
Molecule: messenger RNA, 951 nt
Organism: Callithrix jacchus (white-tufted-ear marmoset)
Lineage: Eukaryota; Metazoa; Chordata; Mammalia; Primates; Cebidae
Source: RefSeq, a predicted model, not a curated record